AUGUUUGAUCUACCAAAUGCCAAGCGCGUCCGCCGCGAUGAGAUGCGUUCACCAGCAUCAUCUCGCUCGCCAUCACCAGCACCAAAUGACGCCGCCGCCCAGGAUGCAUACGCCCGCCUAGGAAAACUACUCAAUCUCGAUCAAUUGGAUACUCCACAGGAGACAACUAGCCAAGACAAUGAUCCCUCACAGCCUGCGGAGGAUGAGGAUGAAGAACAAGAAUUCGAGUUCCGGCUAUUCAGUGCCCCCGCCAAAUCAACGGAAGAUACCACCAAGCAGUCCGGAAAGGAUACAAAGGAGAAAAAUACAGAGGCCGCGACUACCCAGAAAUUGAGGAUUCGGCUGCAUUCACCUACACCGGGAUCUGGAGCUGGCACCGAGGGACGGUUUGUGAAAGCCUCCCGCGGGUGGGAUUAUUACUUCUCUACACCUUCACUCCAGGGCACAAGGAGCGGCGAAAUUACCACCGAAGACGAGAUCCGGAUAGCGGAAAAGAAGAAACAAUUCGAGGAUAUGGCCGUUAGCGGGCAGCACAUGCUGACAUGGGCGAACUCGCUAGUAUGGCCGGGCUGCCAUCUCCCCUGGCGAGUCAUCCAUCUCAAGCGACAUCAGACCAAACUGCCACGGCCAGCCAACAGUCUUCCGGUCUACGUGGUAGAGGGCGCACCCGUCUCGAAGAGUCCACUUACGCGCAAGAAGCCAGGCAAGAAGCGACGAGUGCAGCUGCGCAAGCGCGUUGCGGCCGCACAGGCUGCCAAGGAAAAUGAAGCGGAGAAGCGGACUCGGAAGAACCGCGAUAGGAAGCUCAAGCGCAGACAAAAGGCGAGAGAGCAGAAGGCUGCGGCGGCGGGUGUUAGCGUUGAAGAUAUCGCUAUGGCUGAUGGGGAUGAUCAUUCCUCUGGCGGGGAGGAAUGA
Penicillium expansum is the source of this 915-nucleotide messenger RNA. RefSeq names its product DUF2011 domain-containing protein. The transcript is spliced from 3 exons. Lineage: Eukaryota; Fungi; Ascomycota; Eurotiomycetes; Eurotiales; Aspergillaceae. The coding region runs from base 1 to 915 and encodes 304 amino acids. The record is from RefSeq and is a predicted model, not a curated record.